CUUGUCUCCUCUUUACCAGGAACGCUACAGACAGGACUGUAACCUCGCCGUGCAGCUGCUCAAAUGCAACAAGUCUCACUUCAGGAACCACAAGUUUGCAGAUUUACCAUACAAGCUUCAGGACAUGGUCAGUAAGCAUCUCCAGAACUCAGCCUCUUCUCCCGUCUCCGGUCAGGACACCCCCCCUCCUGGUCUGUCCUAUUCGGAUGUGGUGCCCACCUCCAUCAUUGCUCGUGUUCUGGAGAAGCCAGAAUCCCUUAUUCUUAACUCUGCGAUGUCCAGCAGCGGCAGUGGCCCCACAGCAGAGGACGUCUUUGUGCAUGUAGACAUGAGUGGGUCUGGUCAGCAACAGAAUGGUGUCCUCCAGAAGCAAGGCAGUGUAGACAGUGCCACCGAAGAUCCACCAACCUUUGAAAAACUCAGUCCUUACCCAACUCCUCCACCUCCGCACCCUCUGUACCCAGGACGCAAGGUUAUCGAGUUCUCUGAUGAGAAGGUGCGGAUCCCCAAAAACAGUCCACUGCCCAACUGUACCUAUGCCACGAGGCAAGCCAUCUCACUCAGCUUGGUGCAGGGUGAGGAGGGGAGCCCUGACAGGCACCGCACUGUCCCAAAUAGCCCAGCAUCAUCAGGCGGCUACCCCCAGCGGGCACGAAGUGCUGACAAUCCUGCACGAUCUCCAUUAAGUAGUGCAGCCCCCAGCUCUGCCAGCUCAGAGGAGGACAUGCUGGCUAACUGGCAGAGGAUGUUUGUUGAUAAGGCGGCACCCAGUUCUGAGGGCUCUUUGGCCCAUCGCACGUCCUUCUGUCGGGACACGGCCCUGGAGCUGCAGCAGAGGUUCAGUCGCUCCAUGCAAGAACUGAGCCGUGCGGCACAGGCUUUCUCUGAGCAGGAAACCUCUGGGAACAGCUGGAUGAGCAGCCGGGAGUCCAGCUCCGAGAAGGAGAACAGCGGCACAAAGAGGGGGCAACUCCCCAAUGAGUACGGCAGACAAUUCUCCAAGGAAGAGGCCCAGGACCUUCUGUCUGGAGCCGCAGACGAGGAGGAGGAUGACCUGCUGGAGCCACCGCCAUCUCUGCCCGAAGACAUUGAGGAGGAGCAGGAACUGGAAGAUCAUAUUCUUGAGCCUCACGUAGAGCAGGAAGGCACAGAGAUGUUCAAGGAGAAACCUCCCAGUGGCCGCCCGCACCGAAGCCCCAAGCGAAUGGGAGUGCACCAUCUGCACCGGAAGGACAGCCUGACCCGGGCACAGGAACAGGGCAACUUACUGAACUAGCCCGGGAAGUCUAUGGGCUGCGGCCAUUACCUUACAGUAUAUCCAGAUACCCAGGCCCAGCCAUGACGGUUGUGCACUACAGGAGGUGGGUUACCCAGCGCAGAGGGGGAUGGGUAAAGCACAUGAAUGGCAGGCGGGAGUCAGGGGGAUGGGUGCGGAGAGGGCGGUCACAUUUGGGGUCUCCUGAGGGCGGCAUCGUCCCUCUUCUCGGCCAUGUCUUGGUUGGAGCUGACGGCGCCGGGUAACCCACCUCUGCCGGAUUUCCAGAGCUCUGGUGCUGGCGUUUGAUCGUUCUCUGGUGUUUGUUGACUGUUUCCCGCUUGUCGCUCUGUACCCCUCCCCCGCUUGUGGUCUGUGUGAUCCGUUUUCCUCCUGUCUGUGUGGUGGUACAGUCCUGUGUCUCGCUCAGGGCGUGGCCUCACAUGUGGGCGCCUCCGUCUUGUCUCUGUGCUCAUGUCAGACUCGUCAUCCAUCGGUCACGUCUGUAUAUAGACGCACAUAUAUAUAUAUUUUUGUAUCUGGCGGCACAGUAUUCCUCCUUCCUGCGUGUCUGGCGCCUCCCGUCCUCCGGAUCUCAGACUGUUAAACCCGCGUAGAUUUAUUUUCUGACAUUUUUCAAAGCUGAUGUCUAUUUUCCAAUGAGAAUAAACUAUUUUAAAUGAA
Messenger RNA from Bufo gargarizans (Asiatic toad), 1939 nucleotides. It is a transcript of the gene TJAP1, whose product is annotated as tight junction associated protein 1. The transcript is spliced from 2 exons. Bases 125 to 1276 code for a protein of 383 amino acids. Lineage: Eukaryota; Metazoa; Chordata; Amphibia; Anura; Bufonidae. Gene Ontology annotation, cellular component: trans-Golgi network. Gene Ontology annotation, biological process: Golgi organization. The record is from RefSeq and is a predicted model, not a curated record.